UCAGGACUUGGGGACCCUUUUAUUGGAGCCAGUAUGGAAGGACCCUUGCGUCGGGGCCAGGACUUGGGGACAUCGGCGUUGGGGUCAGGAUUUGGAGACCACCGUACGGGGACCGCAGCAUCUCCCCGAGGCUCAGCGGGCUGGAAACAGGGGACAGCGGGGGCAGGUUGCGUCUGUCCUGUCCCUCCUCGCAGGGACUGUGACUGAGGGGACAGAUCCGGGCUCCCGCACCGACACCCUGGGUGACUCCGGAUAAUUCGGAUGCGGCACCGGCGCUGCUUAACCCCAUCCUGAUCCAGCCUUCGCCCCGAAACCCCGCUGCCAUGAAGAAGAAGCCAGGCAACGGGAGGGGGCCAGAUCCUGCGGCCCCCCAGCAGCGAGCCCGGGGCAUCACCAAGCCGGCGGAGUAUGUGGGCUCCUUCGCGGUGGAGGACUUGGACCUGCAGCAGCAAGUGGGGCGGCUGGAGGAGCAGCUGCGGGCGCUGAAGGACUGCCCGAGGAGGAGGUCGGUGGUGCUGAGGUUCAGCUUGCAGGGGCUGAAGGUCUACAGCGCCGACGGGGAGACGCUGCUGAUGGCGCACGCUCUCCGCCGGAUCCUGUACAGCACGUGGCGACACGCCGACUGCCAGUUCGCCUUCGUGGCCCGCAAUCCCCGCAGCCCCGCCACCAGCCUCUUCUGCCACCUCUUCGUGGGGCUCCCGGGCGAGGUCCAGACCCUGCACCUCUUGCUCUGCCGCUCCUUCCAGCUCUGCUACCUCCUGGCGCACCCCGAGGAGCAGGCGGGCGAGGGGGAGCCCCCGGGGGCUGGGGUGCUGCGGGAGCCGCUCAACCCCGAGGAGGUGUCGCGCAACGUCAACGCCCUCGUCUCCUUCCGCCGCCUGCCCGCGCCCACCGGCCUCGGCUCCCUGGGUGCAGGGCAUUUCUUUGCACAGCACCCCUCUGCCCACCAGGAGCGGCGGCCGGAGGCGGAGGGCAGAGCCGGCGCCUGGCGUCCGGGGAACCCCUACUGCUCCCCGGUUCUGGUGCGCAAAAAAGCCAUCCGCAGCAAAGUCCUGCUCGGGGCUUACCGGGACUGCGGGGGCGAGAGCCAGCUCCACCAGCCGCCCCGCGACGCCGCGGCGGCGGGAUGGGAGAGCAAAGGGGCGAGGAGCUUGGCCUUCCUCCCCGAAAACGAGAGCGUCCUCGCCGAAAGCGUGUGGGCCUUCGCCGGCAUCGCCAGGGACGGCGGGAUCGCGCUGCUGCGGCAGGACGUCCCCGGCGCCUUCCUCCUGCGCCCCGAGCCCGGCCUGGCCAAGCGCUGGUGCCUGUGGGUGCGGGCGCCCUGCGGCGUCGUCCCUUAUUGCCUCUUCAGGACCCACCAGGGCAGGUUCUGCGUGGAGCACUCCAACGCCGAGUUCGCCAGCGUGGCUGCUCUCCUGGCUCACUAUUCCGGGGCGCCGGGGAGCUGCUUCUGCCGCCUGGCCCCCGGCCGUCGCAACCCCGGCUACGAGGAGCGGGACCCCGGCGGCGGGGCCAGCGCCUGGGGGGAGGCCGCCUGGGCCCCCGCCGCCCCCAUUGGGGUGCAGCAUGAGUGGGGUUAGGCCCGGCCGCCCCCGCUCGGGCACGGCUACCCCCCAAAAUCCCCACUUAGCUUUAAAUCGCUGCCGUCUGCCUUAUUUAUUCCCCUCCCGCGGGCUGCGCGCGCGCUCGGCGGGCUGUACGGCGCGCCUCCGGCAAUAAAUGGCUCUUGUGCUACCGGA
Messenger RNA from Gymnogyps californianus (California condor), 1739 nucleotides. RefSeq names its product SH2 domain containing 5 (gene SH2D5). The record is from RefSeq and is a predicted model, not a curated record. Gene Ontology annotation, cellular component: postsynaptic density. NCBI's taxonomy places the organism in Eukaryota, Metazoa, Chordata, Aves, Accipitriformes, Cathartidae.